AUGUCUCGGCCCAAAACCGCCUCCGCACGUCCGGCCACGUCCGCUGGGCAGCCCAAUCACUCCCUUCGACCAACCACGUCGAGCGGUCUCGAUAGCGAGCAGGGCCAUCAGCACCCCUCCGCAGAGGACAAGAAAGAAUACCUCGACUCCUCCGACGAAUAUUGCAGCACCGACGACCAGUACGACGAGGAGGUCGACAACAUCAACGAUCAGCACCGGCACGGAGAAGACGACGACGACGAUGACGUGUUUGCCUUUGCUCCUCCCGGUCUGGGCACGCCUGCAGUCGAGGUCGUCCCUGCCCCCGUGGAUUUGCCACUACCACCACCAGUUGCUUUGACUGUACCCGAGUCCGCCGCCCCGAAGAGCAUGAACGAGACCGUCCGUGAGAGCAUCUACUACUACGAUCAGAACAGCGGUGCCAUCUACAACGCUGAAGGCGACCUUGUGCAGAUGCAGACCACUGCGCCGCCUUACGUGCAUCAUCCCUCAUCCAUCCCACCUAGCGCCUCGCAACAAAAUUGCACGCAAAACGACGAACAAAAGACAAGCGCACCUGCAUCGCGAAGCACCUCGAUCAAGUGGCACCCUUCGACGCGAGGCGAGAGCGGCCCUUGGCAUCGUCGGUGCGAGUCAUCAGGUAAGGAGUCGGAAGGACGCUACUCGCCCACGUCCUCGCACGACGCCGUGUCCUGGAGCGGCCACGCUGGCACCCAAACGUACACCACCACGGACAGCGCCGACCUGCUGCGCACUCUGCCCAGCCCUUGCUUUUCCAGAGCGGUCGAGCUCGAGCUCGAGCUCGAGGAGGACGACGAUUCGCCGUACCCCGAGGUGCGCGCUUCCGUGUCAAACGUAGACGAUCCAUCGAUGCCGUCGAUCACGUUCCGCUCGCUCUUGUUGGGACUGGAACUGUCGGCGUUUGCUUCGGCUGUCAACACGUUUCUGUCGCAGCGCAACCCGCCGAUCCAGAUCGUCGCCAUUAUCGUGCAGAUCCUCGCACAUCCACUUGGGACCGUCAUGGCCAACGUCCUGCCCAUCCGGUCUUUUGCGUUUCAGCUGCCGAGCUUGCGAAGGAACAGAAACGCGCAACGUUCGAGCAAGUCGUACACUUGGUCGUUCAACCCGGGUCCAUGGAACAUCAAAGAGCACACGGUAGUGCUCGUGGCUGCGACAACGGGGCUCAAACCGUCCUACUCGCUGUCGAUCCUCCUGGCACAGGAUCUGGCUCGCUUCUGGGACGACCGGCGUUCGUUUCUGUACGGACUUCUUUCGGUGUGUGCGCCCCAACUCAUCGGCUUGGCACUGGCAGGGUUCGUGCGCGAGGUGCUCGUCGAACCGGCAUCGAUGAUCUGGCCGCAGAAUCUGUCUGUAUCUACAGUGCUUAACACGCUGCAUGCUGAAGAAGACGCGGUGCACUCGAGCGGUAACCGGCCCCGCAUGUCACGCCUGGGCUUCUUCAACGUGGCUUCCUUGAUCGCGUUCCUGGUCUACUUUCUCCCCGGUUACCUGUUCACGGCGCUGUCGAUCCUGAACUGGGUGUGCUGGAUCUGGCCAAGCAACGUGCCGGUCAACGUGGUGUUUGGCGCGGCGCACGGGCUGGGUGCGAGCGUGCUGACGUUCGACUGGAAUCAGGUCGUCUACCUGGGCUCCCCUCUGGUCAUACCGUGGUGGGCACAGGCGAACCUGUUUGGCGGCUUUGUGAUGGCCAUCUGGAUCGCCGCGCCUAUCUUGUACUUUACCAAUGCGCUGCAUACAACGUACCUUCCCAUUCUGUCUGGAAGCAGCUUUGACCGCUUCGGACAGCGGUACAACGUCAGCAUGGUCUCGUCGAACCACAGCACGCUGCGCGCCGAUGCAUAUGCCAACUACUCGCAGGUCUACAUUUCCGCAGGGCUGAUCGUGGCGUACUUUGGCGGGUUCGCGCUGAUCACGGCAGCCGUGGUGCAUACGACGUUGUACCACGGCCGGUUUGUUUGGGACCGGCUGCGGGCCAAGAGGGCGAUGCCUGACGAUGUGCAUGCUCGGCUGAUGCGCAAGUACGCCAGUGUGCCGUUCUGGUGGUUCGCCGUGGUGCUGGUGGGUGGACUGGGGAUGUUGGUCUUGCUCACAGUUGCAUAUAGCACGCAUCUGCCCAUCUGGGCGCUCGGACUGGCGGUGCUCGUUCCCGCGGCAUACAUGCUACCGUUUGGGUUCAUCUUUGCCAUGAGCGGCUUGCCUGCCGCGGUGAACCUGGUCUCGGAGAUCCUUGCGUCUUGGUUGCUGCCGGGCAGACCGCUGCCGGUCAUGAUGUUCAAGACGGUCAGUCAGCAGACGUUGACGUUUGGUCUGCUAUUCUCGCAGGACCAAAAGCUGGGUCAUUAUAUGAAGAUCGCGCCGCGACAGAUCUUUUUCGUGCAGGUCCUGUCGAUCCUCGUCAACAGCUUCAUCCAAAUCUCGGCGAAGAACUACCUCCGCGAUCACAUCCAGGACGUCUGCGAUCCAGCGCAAGCCCAACACUUCACAUGCGAACCGGUGCAAAUCUUCCAUACGGCCUCAAUCAUUUGGGGCGCGAUUGGGGUGGAACGAAGCUUCGGCCCAAAAUCGCCCUACCGGUGGCUCUUCUCUGGCCUUAUCGUCGGCGCCGUUCUUCCGCUGAUCACAUGGUUCACGUCGCGAAGACUCCAAUGGCCAACGAUGCGCAUCGUAUCUGCCCCCAUCAUCUUUGUAGGUAUGAGUCUGGCUCCACCUGCAUCGGGGAUCAAUUUUACCUCGGCCAUCGUGGUGGGCUACUUUUUCCAGUACUGGAUGCGCAAGCAUCGACUGGACUGGUGGUCGCGGUACAAGUUUGUGCUGGCGGGUGCACUGGAUUUCGGGACGGUGCUGUCGUCGUUGGUGAUCUACCUUUUGCUGCAGAUGCCGAAGAACGAUGCACUGGAGUUGCAGUGGUGGGGGAAUCAGGUGGCUGUGCAGACGGCGGAUGCGCUGGGGAUGCCACUGCUCGAGGCGCCAGAGAUGGGGUUUGCGCCUCCUCCAGGUGCGACCUGA
Molecule: messenger RNA, 3027 nt
Organism: Sporisorium graminicola
Lineage: Eukaryota; Fungi; Basidiomycota; Ustilaginomycetes; Ustilaginales; Ustilaginaceae
Exons: 1
Coding region: 1-3027 (1008 amino acids)
Biological process (GO): transmembrane transport
Molecular function (GO): oligopeptide transmembrane transporter activity
Source: RefSeq, a predicted model, not a curated record